GUCUGUGGAAAUCGAUUUGGGCAAAGAAACCUGUUAGAACGGCAUCUAAGGGACAAACAUCAUGUGGAGUACCUUGAAUAUCUCUACCAGGAAGAACUAGAAGAGGAGCUGGAGCGAAAUAGAAUUGAUGAGUUAACUUCCGGUGGGUUCAUUCCCCCUCAGUCUGCGAUAGAAUCGAACAGUUACGAAGUUGAUGUCCAAGAGAUCCCUCUUCCCGGGGAAUUGUCCAAUGGUGUUGUUGCUAGAUUUGAUGCCAACGGCUACCUUCGGCAACCAAAAAGAACCUUUCGUAAAAAGGUUUCACCACAAUGUCCGUUUUGUGACAAGCGAUUCAGAAAUGAGGUUUCAUUAAAGAAACAUUUUGUAAAGAAACAUCCCGAAUGCGUUGAAUUUGUGCAAUGUCUUGACUGUUUCAAAUGCCUACCCGAUAAAACUCAUCUUGCUGAUCACGAGUGCGAUAUGACAUGGUUGUGCUACGAGUGUUCACCUAUUCAAAAUAUGUGCACUGAGCAACGCUUCACGAACCACAGGGCAAAGUUUCAUCGUGGAGCUAAUUCUGGCUUUCGCUGCAACGAAUGCAACCAGAAGUUCCUUACUCCCCGGAAGCUCAGGAAGCACAGAAAAAUGUCCCAUGUUUUUGUGAAGACUUAUGCUUGUCACUUCUGUGAGGAACUUUUUACUAGUGAAGUUUCGGUUAUGACUCAUGAGCGGAUUCAUACCGGUAUCAUCAAAUUCGAAUGUAAAAUCUGCGACUUCCGGUGCAAUAGAUAUAUCCAAAUGGAGAAUCACAAGAAA
Messenger RNA from Strongylus vulgaris, 795 nucleotides. NCBI's taxonomy places the organism in Eukaryota, Metazoa, Nematoda, Chromadorea, Rhabditida, Strongylidae. The record is from the annotation of a GenBank genome assembly.